AUGCAGAGAGAGAGUAGUGAGAGUAGUGUAGUGGCUCAGGGGCCCAGCUCCUGCUAUGAGUCAGCCCUCACGGACCAUUAUCGCGUCCUGAGGACCAUUGGGGAGGGGAGCUUUGGGCAGGUGGUAGUAGCCCGCCAUCUCCUGAGCGGGACAGAGGUGGCAGUGAAGGUGGUGCCCAAGACAGUGGAGAACAAGGCCGUGCUGUGUGAAAGGGAUUGGUUGAUGGCCCUGGAACACCGAAACAUGAUCAAGCUCUUCCAGGUCAUCGAGACUGUCCACAAUCUGUACCUGGUCAUGGAGCAUGCAGGUGGGGGACAGCUACGGCGUCACAUCCCAAAAGCUGGUGGCAUACCAGAGGAGAAGGUCCGCAGAGUGUUCAGGGAGAUGGUGCGUGUCGUGCAUUACUGCCACGAGAAGGGUGUCGUGCACCUGGACCUGAAGCCUGAGAACUUUGUGGUGGAUGCCAGGGGCCACAUAAAGCUCAUCGACUUUGGCUUGAGCACCAGCUUCACACCUGGGCAGAAGCUGCAUGACUUCAGGGGCACUCUCCAGUACUGUGCCCCUGAAAUCAUCCAGGACAAGGGAUUCGAGGGUCCCCCUGCCGAUGUCUGGAGCCUGGGUGUCACUCUCUAUUUCAUGCUGACAGGGACGAGGCCGUUCAGAACGAGCAACACUAAUGAGCUGCAGAAGCAGAUUUUACAGGGAAGCUAUGACCUUCCCCCGCACUUGUCCAAGGGAGCAUGCAGCCUCAUCCAGCAAAUCCUGGAGGUGAACCCCAAGCAGAGGCCCACCCUGGAGCAGGUAAUGGGGCACCCAUGGCUGAGGCAGGGCGAGGACUCGUCUCCCAGGCGACGUCCCAGCAAGCCACUCCCCAAGCGGCCCGACCCAGCCAUCAUGACCAUCAUGGUUGACAUGGGUUAUGACCCCUAUACUGCCUGGCUCUCCCUGGCAAAACGCCAAUUCGAUGAGGCCAUGGGUACCUACCUUAUCCUCCAGCACCAGAGAAGCCAGGGGGCUGACUGCACGCUCUGGGUCAAGCCUGUGCGUCGGGUGGUUGGGCCUCGCCCAGGCCCUGUGAUGGAUCCUCCCAGUGUCCGCCCCAAGAAGUGCUCCAGUGAGCCUGUGCUUGCCUUGCUCUAUGAGCAGCAGCAGCCUGGAGAGGCCAAGAGGGCAGGGCAGAAGGGCGCCACCCAUGCCAGUGUUCCCGCCAUUCCUCUGUGCUUCCUCCACACAAAGACACCCCCCUCCCAGCCUAGCCCCCCAGCAGGAUCCUGGGCACCAGUGGCAGAUGUACCUCAGGCCCAACCCUAG
Molecule: messenger RNA, 1311 nt
Organism: Marmota monax (woodchuck)
Lineage: Eukaryota; Metazoa; Chordata; Mammalia; Rodentia; Sciuridae
Product: sperm motility kinase X-like
Exons: 1
Coding region: 1-1311 (436 amino acids)
Biological process (GO): intracellular signal transduction; protein phosphorylation; microtubule cytoskeleton organization
Cellular component (GO): cytoplasm
Molecular function (GO): tau-protein kinase activity; ATP binding; protein serine/threonine kinase activity
Source: RefSeq, a predicted model, not a curated record